GUCUCAUUCCCACAACAAUCUCAUCAUCAUCAAAUACAUAGUAGUUAGUUUUUUAACUGUAGCUUCUGCCUUCCUCUACAUAGUGUAAGAAGAGAUAUGGGGAAAACCCCUUGUUGUGAAAAGGUAGGAUUGAAGAAAGGCAAAUGGACUGCUGAAGAAGAUGAGAAGCUGAUCAAUUACAUCAAGGCCAAUGGAGAUGGCUCCUGGAGAUCACUGCCCAAGAAUGCAGGUUUGUUGAGGUGUGGAAAGAGUUGCAGACUGAGGUGGAUUAACUACUUGAGAGAAGAUGUGAAGAGAGGUAACUUCACUGCAGAUGAAGAGGAAACCAUUGUGAAGCUGCACAAAAGCUUGGGAAAUAGGUGGUCCUUGAUUGCCAGCUAUUUACCAGGAAGAACAGACAACGAGAUAAAAAACUAUUGGAACUCUCAUCUGAGCCGGAAAAUAUACAGGUUCAGGUCUAUUGGAGAAUCCAUACUCACCUCAGCUGAUAUAAUCAAGAUGGCCAGCACGGGCAACAAACGGGCAGGUCGAGUGAGCCGAGCUGUUGCCAAGAAGUACAACAAUAAUAGUUCUACUACAGCCUCAAGAACUGGAAACUCUGAGAAUAGUUUUACAUGUAUGGUUAACGAACAGGCCACAGCUCAAGAGACAAGCUCAUCAGACAACCUACCCGUUCCCAGUGUAGGGGCAGCCAGAAUGGCAGGUGAAAAUGACUUGGAUCCACUUGACCGUUGUGAAAGCUAUGAGCAAAAAAGUGCAAAUGUAGAUGGUCUAUCAUGCGCGGAAGGGCGGCCAGGUGCAUUUAUGGCAUCGGCUAAUGAAGUAGGAGCAGAAGAGAUGUUGGGACCAUGGAAGGAGGUAGAUGAAGACAUAUUAAUGCACCUUAAGGACUUUCUUGCGGAGACAGAUCAAAGUGAGAAUAUUCUGAUUAAUGAAGGACGACAGGACGUACUGAUGAAUACAGAAAGAGAUUGUGGGGGUUGGAGCUCAAAUUCAGAAACUCAGGAUCUUUAUCCAUGUUCUUCCCCAGUAGCUUCCUACUUUAACGAUGAAGUGGUUUGGGAUCAUGAGGAUGCUGGUGAAGAGAUACUUAAUCUGUGGAAUGCGGAAGACAUUUGGAAUUGGUUAUAGGAUUAGAUGAUCAAGAAUCAGAACGUUGUGCAAAAGAGCAAUAAGAUCUGCAUGAAACUUGAAUUGAUUGUCUAGAGGUAGAGAAAAAUUUCUGUGCAAGAGGUCAUUGUCUGAAAUAAGUAGGGGACUCAGUGUAAUAAAUAGCUUUGCAUUGGUAUUUGUUAAUUUGCUUGAUGUAAAGUUAGAUCUGCUCAUAGCUCCAUACCUUCAGAAACAGCACCAUGCAAGGUUCAGAACUGGACCACAGACUUCCAGAAAUGAAUAUCAAGUAUCAGAAGGGCCAUGCCUGCCUGACAAGACUGAUGAUUAAACAUUCUUUCAUUGUCAUGUAAAGUCUUGCCCCACAAUUUGGAAUUGUCACUGCUGAAGUAAUUUGCUUG
Molecule: messenger RNA, 1511 nt
Organism: Sesamum indicum (sesame)
Lineage: Eukaryota; Viridiplantae; Streptophyta; Magnoliopsida; Lamiales; Pedaliaceae
Source: RefSeq, a predicted model, not a curated record